AUGCAGCUUUACAUUGGCGCAGUGUUCUGCGUGGUCACUCUCGCCCAUGUCGUCCCCCCUCAAUACGUUGACUUCCCCUCCACCGACAGUAACCACAAUGCCCUGGCCGUCGAUGUUGCGCAUUUGAUUGACCCCCGGAGCGCCGACUUUCAGCGGAAUGUUAGCAUUGUCGGACUGUCUGCCUCUACUUCCGCGAACCGGCCUUUCGUCGAUUCCAACUCCAGUUACAACUUCAAUCUGACCGCAGGCCCCUUUGCCCCCGCCGCCUAUUGUCACGCCUCCAUCUCUACACCCGAAGCCAACAACCUUCUUACCACGGACUGGAUUGAGUGUGACCUGCCGUCGUUGGACUCAACCGACACCAAGUCGGAAGAUAAGGCCACACGGACUUCCUACAGUCAAUAUCAAGGGGCAAGCAAAGUCCGCAGAGCAAAUGAUGCAAGCAGAAGCGAAGUUGCCCGAGCCUCAACAGCCUUCCGAUGGACCCAAAACUCUGAAGGGAGCGCCACUCUCGAUAUUGACUCAAACAUCACGGUUGCCAGGGACGGCGACGGCAACAGCAGAGGCGUCAUCAUCCGGCAGCAGGCUGUCUACGACAUCCCGGCCGAGGAUAUUGUUGGCCACGCUGAGUAUCGGGGACCACAGGAGGUGAGUGCUCGGGUACAGAAGAUGGAAAUCUCUAGUCUUGGAGUGGAUGAGGGUGGCUAUCAAGAACUCAAAGUUGCAUGCUUAUUUUUCUCUCGCCGGCCUCACAGCCAUGAACUCCCAACCCUGAUGCUUGUACACCCGCGCAAUGAUAUUCUGCCACAUGUCGUGCCCCAAAAAGGUUCCCGACGCCGCGUUGCGGAAGCCGAGCCACCCCGCGUUCUCGACGCAGUGCCAGUGCCAAUUACAUUGGCCCUUGACGAUGCAAGGCUGUUUGGCCCGGCUAUUGGGAAAGAGGUAAGGGUCAGCGCCUUUUUGGUUAGUGAGGCUGAUCAGAUCUGGGUCAGGGACGUGAACCAAACGCAAGUUCCCGUCUAUCAGCGUCAGCGCUCGGCCGGUGGAGGCUUCGAGGAGGAUAAAACUUUGGUUGGGCUGGGGGUCAGCGUGGCGUGUGUAGCGGGAAGAGGGGGAGGGCGGUCGCCUGGGUUUUGA
Molecule: messenger RNA, 1137 nt
Organism: Neurospora hispaniola
Lineage: Eukaryota; Fungi; Ascomycota; Sordariomycetes; Sordariales; Sordariaceae
Exons: 4
Coding region: 1-1137 (378 amino acids)
Source: RefSeq, a predicted model, not a curated record